Messenger RNA from Labrus mixtus (cuckoo wrasse), 4414 nucleotides. RefSeq names its product ATP-binding cassette sub-family C member 5. The coding region runs from base 168 to 4352 and encodes 1394 amino acids. The transcript has 29 exons. Gene Ontology annotation, biological process: transmembrane transport. Gene Ontology annotation, cellular component: membrane. Gene Ontology annotation, molecular function: ATP binding; ABC-type transporter activity; ATP hydrolysis activity. Lineage: Eukaryota; Metazoa; Chordata; Actinopteri; Labriformes; Labridae. The record is from RefSeq and is a predicted model, not a curated record.
CUCGGCGCAGGACCGCGGCGCGACGAGACAUGUCCGCGGGAUUGUGAGAAACUUGUUCAGAUGACAGAAGUUAGACUAAGAGACAACAUGGUCAACUGCAUCUUCAUCUGCAUUUCCUGCUCAUAAACACCACAUUUGAGAGCUGUACUGCUACUGAGGCCGGCUGAAUGUCUGCCAUGUUUCCUGAUGCCUUGGAAGCAGCAGGGCGUGUGGAGGGCCUGCCUCUGUCCUCCCCACAACCUCUUCCAGAGAUCGAGGAGGAGGAAUCAGGCGAGAGGGGGCCAAAGAGAAGAGGCCGCUACCGGCAAAGCCUGCAGAUUCUUAAGCCCUUCAGGAUAACACACAAGCACCAGCACCCAGUCGAUAAUGCCGGCCUCUUCUCAUUUAUGACUCUUCACUGGCUCUCCCCGCUGGCACUGAAAGCCUACAGGGCGUCCAGCUUGUCUAUAGAUGAUGUUUGGGGACUGUCUUGCCACGAAGCUUCUGAAAUCAACUGCCAAAGGCUCGAAACUUUGUGGCAUGAUGAGCUCAAAAGACGAGGGAGAGAAGGGGCGUCGCUGACGAGAGUCUUCUGGAGGUUCUGCCAAACCCGCAUGUUGGUCGCCAUCUUUUCCCUCCUCCUAACAAUGGUGGCAGGCUUCGUUGGGCCGGCUCUCCUGGUGCGAGCUCUGCUGGAGUAUUCCCAGAGCUCAGUGAGCCACGUGCUGUACGGCCUGUCUCUGGUAGCCGGGAUCUUCCUCAUGGAGUUGAUGCGCUCCUGGUCUCUGGCGCUCAUGUGGGCCGUCAACUACCGCACUGCUGCACGCCUUCGAGGGGCAGCUCUCACUUUUGCCUUCAAUAAGAUCCUCCGCCUACGCAGCACUAAAGACAUCGGUCCAGGAGAGCUGAUCAACAUCUGCUCCAGUGACGGCCAGCGGCUGCAUGACGCGGUAUCAGUGGGCUGCCUGCUGGCUGGGGGGCCCCUGGUGGGGAUACUGGGUCUGUCCUACACUGCAUACUUCCUGGGCCCCACUGCUCUAGUAGGGUCGGCCGUUUUCAUCCUCUUCUACCCUGUCAUGAUGCUUGCCUCGAGAUUGACAGCAUAUUUCCGCAAGAAGUGUCUAGUGGUGACUGACCGACGCGUGAGGCUGAUGAACGAGAUCUUGGGCUGCAUAAAGUUCAUCAAGAUGUAUUGUUGGGAAGACGCCUUUGCUCAGAAUAUUCACAAGGUGAGAUCAGAAGAGAGGGGGAUAUUGGAGAGAGCUGGCGUCGUCCAGAGCCUCACAGUGGGCGUGGCUCCCAUCAUCGUGGUGAUAGCAAGCGCGUGCACUUUCACCCUGCAUAUGGCUUUGGGUUAUGACCUUACUGCAGCUGAGGCUUUCACCGUGGUUGCAGUCUUCAACUCCAUGACGUUUGCCCUGAAAGUCACACCCGUGGCUGUGAGAUCGCUCUCUGAGGGUGCUGUCGCAGUCAGUCGAUUUCAGAGGCUCUUUAUGAUGGAUGACAGAGAGGUGGUAUUGGUCAAAAUAGAUGAUCCCGGCAAUGCAGUGGAAUUUCAGGACGCCACACUAGCUUGGGAAAAGGCUCGACCUCCAUCUGCAAAACCCACCCAGCCCCCCAAGAAGGGAAGAGGGAUGAAGCGCGUGCUGCGCAGGGAGAAACUUAAACUUUACAUCUCCACUGACGACGGCAAAGGAAACAAGGAAAGUCCCACCGCGCAAAGUCUCCUCACAAAUAUGGAGCAGGAGAGCCCACAAAGCACCAUCUCCUCCACUCAAAGCAUGCGACCUCCAUUGCAUAAGACCUUGCACCGCAUUGACCUACGCGUUAAGACGGGUUCACUGGUUGGCAUCUGUGGAGGUGUGGGUAGUGGAAAAAGCUCUCUUCUGUCAGCUCUACUGGGACAGAUGACUCUAUUAGAAGGAAAUGUAGCAGCCAGUGGCGGCUUUGCUUAUGUCUCACAACAAGCCUGGAUCCUUAAUCACUCACUAAAGGAGAACAUCCUUUUUGGAAAUGAGUUCAACCAAGACAAUUAUCAUGCUGUGCUGGAGGCCUGCUGUCUUCUCCCAGAUCUGGCAGAACUUCCAUGUGGAGACAUGACUGAGAUUGGAGAGAGAGGUGCCAACCUGAGUGGAGGGCAGCGUCAGAGAGUUAGCCUGGCUCGUGCUCUCUACAGUAAACGGCCCAUACUUCUCCUAGAUGACCCUCUCAGUGCUGUUGAUGCUUGUGUGGGCCACCAUGUCUUCCAUAAAGCUAUAAGGGGUAUCGCCAAAGGCAAAACCAUUCUCUUUGUUACCCAUCAACUGCAGUAUCUUUCUGAGUCUGACCAUGUCAUUCUGAUGAAGGAUGGGCAGAUUUCCGAGAGCGGCACCCAUGCUCAGCUAAUGGCCAAAGAGCGUGACUAUGCCACCCUGUUCAACAGCAUGCAACAGGAGAAUCUGGUGAAAGAGAAUUUAAAAAACGAACAGAAGAGUGUGGUUGCAGAAAAGACUGACAAUGCUGCGUAUGUCUCCAAAGUUGGACCAAAGGUGGAGAGCAACAAAGGAAAUCAACUGAUGAAAGCUGAAGAGAAAGGCUCAGGUGCAGUCGCCUGGUCUGUGUACGGUGCCUACAUCAAAGCAGCAGGAGGGCUAAUCAUCUUCAUCAUCAACAUCUUCCUCUUCCUCUCCACCACAGGCAGCAUAGCCUUCAGUAACUGGUGGCUGAGUCACUGGAUCAAGCAGGGCAGUGGGAACACAUCAUCAAUCUUGGUGAAUGAAACAAUGGCGAGCAGCAGCAUGAGACUCAACCCGCACAUUCAGUAUUAUUCUGGUGUUUACAUUGCAUCAGUGGGAGCUGCUUUACUGCUGAAGACAAUGAGGGGCCUGGUGUUUGUGAAGUGCACCGUGAAGGCUUCCUCCGUGCUCCACGACAAGCUGUUCCGCAGGAUCCUGCUCAGCCCCAUGCACUUCUUUGAUACAACACCUCUGGGCCGCAUCCUGACCCGCUUCUCCAGGGACAUGGAUGAGGUUGACGUGCGUCUCACCAUGCAAGCUGAAAUGCUGCUGCAGAACCUGACCCUGGUGCUGUUUUGCUUGGGGAUGUUAGGCAUCGUCUUCCCCUGGUUCCUCAUCUCCAUCAUUCCUCUGGGAGCCUUCCUCUGCGUCGUCAACCGUGUCGCAAGGGUUUUGAUACGUGAACUGAAGCGCUUGGAGAACAUCAGCCAAUCACCAUUCACCUCUCACAUCACCAGCAGUCUGCAGGGACUCUCCACAAUCCACGCCUACGGAAGGGGGCAAGACUUCCUCCAAAGAUAUCAGGAAUUACUCGACACAAACCAGGCCUCAAACUACCUCUUCAGCUGUUCCAUGCGCUGGAUGGCUGUCCGCCUGGACCUCAUCAGCAUCUCGCUUAUCACUGCUGUAGCACUUCUUAUUGUCUUCAUGCACAAUCAGAUACCUCCAGCUUACGCAGGCCUGGCCAUUUCCUACGCAGUGCAGCUGACCGGCUUGUUUCAGUUCACGGUGCGUCUCCUCACAGAGACUGAAGCUCGGUUUACAUCAGUGGAGAGGAUCAAUCAUUAUAUAAAGACUCUGGAGAGAGAAGCACCUCGACAGAGUCCUGAGGCAGCCGCUCCUGCCCCCUCUUGGCCUCAGCAGGGAAAGAUCACCUUCCAGGAUGUGGACAUGCGUUAUCGUGAUGAUCUACCGCUUGUGCUUAAGAAUCUGUCCUUUACCAUUCUGCCUGAAGAGACCAUCGGCAUUGUGGGCCGCACAGGAUCAGGAAAGUCCUCCCUGGGUGUAGCUCUGUUCAGACUGGUGGAGCCGACAGGCGGCUCUAUAACCAUUGAUGGAAUCAAUAUUGCACAGAUUGGACUGGAUGACCUGCGGAGCAAGCUAGCCAUCAUUCCUCAGGAACCGGUGCUCUUUAUCGGAACAGUCAGGAGUAAUUUAGACCCGUGGGAUCACUACUCUGAUUCCCAGAUAUGGGACGCUCUUGAGGAGACACAUAUUAAAGAGAUGGUCAGCCAGCUUCCUCAUUCACUCCAAUCAGAGGUGACAGAGAACGGGGAGAACUUCUCAGUGGGAGAACGACAGCUUCUCUGUGUGGCCAGAGCCAUGCUGAGAAACAGCAAGAUUCUGAUUUUGGACGAGGCAACAGCAGCCAUCGACACUGAGACCGACCGUCUCAUUCAGGAGACCAUUAGCUCCGCCUUUGGCCGCUGCACCACCCUCAUCAUUGCCCAUCGUCUCAACACGGUGAUGAACUGCAGCAGGGUCAUGGUCCUGGACAACGGCCAGAUUUUGGAGUUUGACAGCCCCGCUGCGUUGCUAGCAGAUGAAAAGUCAAGAUUCAGAGCCAUGAUCGAAGCCUCAGAAAACCAAAGCAGAUAAUAGACACUGGAGAAGAACUCUGGAUAUGAGCGAUGACAAACACAAAAUAUCCAGGAGACACA